AUGGAAGAGGAUGUGUAUGCCUCGCUAGGUGCCUACAACGACAGCGGCGGCGAGGAUUGGACCAGCUCGGAGCACCUGGUCCUCUGGGAGGAGACGGAGGUGGAGCCAGCUGGGGGAAAUGCCAGCAGUCGGCAUAAUCAACUGCUGUUGGCCAGCUGGAAUAUCAGCGGGAAUGUCACCUCCACGGAGGACGUCCCCUUCGACGCCAACAACUACUGGGCCCUGCUGGCCCUCGUCCUCGUCCUGGGAACGGCAGCGGGGAACAUCCUGGUCUGCCUGGCCAUCGCCUGGGAGCGCCGGCUGCAGAAUGUGACCAACUACUUCCUCAUGUCGCUGGCCAUCACGGAUCUGAUGGUCGCCGUCUUGGUCAUGCCGCUGGGCAUCCUUACGCUGGUGAAAGGAUACUUCCCCCUGGGCUCGGAGCACUGCCUGACCUGGAUCUGCCUGGACGUCCUCUUCUGCACGGCCAGCAUCAUGCACCUGUGCACCAUCUCCGUGGACCGGUACCUAUCGCUCCGCUACCCGAUGAGAUUUGGCCGGAACAAAACACGCCGGCGGGUCACCCUCAAAAUUGUUUUCGUGUGGCUCCUGAGCAUCGCCAUGAGCCUGCCCCUGAGCUUGAUGUACUCGAAGAAUCACGCCUCGGUGCUGGUGAAUGGAACUUGCCAGAUACCGGAUCCGGUGUACAAGCUGGUCGGCUCCAUUGUGUGCUUCUACAUUCCGCUGGGCGUGAUGCUGCUGACAUAUUGCCUGACCGUCCGCCUUCUGGCCCGGCAGCGCCAGAACCUGGGUGGUGGCCAGCAGACGGCAGCCGCCACCCCCGGAUGGGCCAGUGGGUGGCUGGGCCAGGCGCCGGCCUUGGAACGGCGAUGCACCUGGCGACGCCUACUGAAGCCGGGUCCGGGGAACGCCUCCUCAGUGCUGCACGCCCACUCCGCCAAUUCCACGGACACGGAUCUCAGCACUUUGGAUAACCACGAGCUUUGGCUGCCCGAUUCCAGCAUAAAGGAGCCCACGCCCACGACGAUGACGGCCUUGCAUCAGUUUGGAGCCGAGAUGCUGAAGCUCUCCCGCGGUCUGGAGUCAGUGGCCUCGUCAUCCACCACCGGUUCGCCCACCAAAUCCGAAUUUUCCCUAUCGAACCACCUGCAGAUGCAGUUCCCCAGCAGUCCCCAGCGAUACGCCACCCACCUGCAGCAGUCCCACCAGCAGCAGCACAACCACCAGCCGUAUCCUGGCAGUGUGUACCACCAGCAGGUAUCCCCCAAAGGUCGCCAGGGCACCACGGCGUUGGGGAUGUCCACCACCACGCUGGGUAUCGAGCGGGAGAGCACCCGGAACUCCUUGGCCAGCAGUCGCAUGGGCGGCGAGCAGAGCGACGGAACUCUUUCCCAACUUUCCCAACGAUUGCGCGCGUAUAAGAAGCGCCGGAGGGCUUCAUCGGCAGUUCCAGGACGAGAUCGACGCUCCGGCCACGAGGAUGCGGACGAGGACUUGGACACUCCCACCUCCACUCUGCGCCGGCACAAGCGCCACAACAGCCUGCCCAAGAACGCACUCUACCCGCGACACACCACCGUACAGGAGAGCCUCGAUGACGACGACGACGAGGACGAGGAGGUGAGUUCCCGGAACAAGGAUCAGCAGGACCACAAGACCAAGGGCUGCCACUCGGACACCGAGCUGGAUCCUCCGCAGAAGGCAAAGCAGUGCCACAUAGCUGGCCAGAAUCACCAGACGGACUACCUGCAGCUGCCCUCCGUAUGCACCUGUCCCUAUUUCGGAGACAGACCGCUCCAGAAUUGUGUGAAAACGGCCGAGGUAAAGAUCGUCUCAUCCGCCUUCCGGGUGACCACCACCACGACCACGGCGGUGAGCAGUUCUCCAAGCGAAAUGGAGCUGCUCAUGUGCAGUGGUGGCAACAAGAAGUCCCUGACCUCCAGUGUGAGUGCUGGAAUGACUGGCGGAGGCUCGGCAGCCGGAGGAGCAGGACCUCCUGCUACAAUUGGCUCCACACUCAGUCCGCAUUCUGUCCACAAUCAGGGCAGCUCACUGACGGUUCAGAGCGACAGCAGUGGCUAUUUGGCGGCUCCUGGGACUCCCUGUCCGGGGAGACGAAAGUUAAGCAUAUCGAAAACAGCCUCGGUAGUCACCUGGGACUCCAGCCGCCAUCGCCGGCGGGGCAGCAGCUUUGGCGGCGUCCGAACCUCUCUCCUGCUCACGCCCACUAAGACAGCCACACCAACCACCUCGUCCACCCCCCUGAGAAGAUCGGCCACGCUGAGGAGCCACCAGAACAUGAACUACCAGGGAGCAGGAGAUUGUGGUGGCAAGACUAGAAACACCACAUCCUCGCCCUGUAUGCUGCAAAGACAGCAGACGGUGAGGUCGCAUCACUCGCGGAACUCCAGUGUGAUCUCCAGGAACUCCUCGCGCCACGGCAGGAUCAUCCGACUAGAGCAAAAGGCCACCAAGGUGUUAGGCGUGGUAUUUUUUACCUUCGUCAUCCUGUGGUCGCCCUUCUUCGUCCUCAAUCUCCUGCCCACCGUGUGUGCGGAGUGCGAGGAGCGCAUUAGCCAUUGGGUCUUCGAUGUGGUCACCUGGCUGGGCUAUGCCAGUUCGAUGGUUAACCCCAUCUUCUACACCAUCUUCAACAAGGUGUUCCGGCAGGCGUUCAAGAAGGUCCUGUUGUGCCGGUAUUCCAGCACGAGUGCCUGGCGACCCAGUAGAUAGCAGACGCCCGUGAAACCGGGGAAACUGAAGUCGA
Drosophila biarmipes is the source of this 2767-nucleotide messenger RNA. RefSeq names its product dopamine D2-like receptor (gene 5-HT2B). Gene Ontology annotation, molecular function: G protein-coupled receptor activity. Lineage: Eukaryota; Metazoa; Arthropoda; Insecta; Diptera; Drosophilidae. Gene Ontology annotation, cellular component: membrane. The coding region runs from base 1 to 2733 and encodes 910 amino acids. The record is from RefSeq and is a predicted model, not a curated record. The transcript has 6 exons. Gene Ontology annotation, biological process: adenylate cyclase-activating adrenergic receptor signaling pathway.